AUGUGUGAUCGCAGUCUCUACAGAUCUGGCUACGUUGGUUCUCUCUUGAACUUGCAAUCUCCAGAUUCCUUUUAUUUUCCCAAUUUGCGGGCUAAUGGCAGUCAGUUGGCGGCUCUGCCCACCAUUUCCUACCCCCGGAGCUCGAUCCCGUGGACGUGCCCCAGUCCGUGCGCAGCCCAGCCGCAGGGCCACGCGUUCGGCGGCGCGGCGCAGCCGUACCUCCCCGGCUCCGUUCCAAUCAGCAUCAGCUCCAACAGCAACAAAGAGUGCCUGGAAGAAAAUAAAUAUUACGCCCACGAUGCGAGCUCCAAACAAGAGGAAAGAUGCAGGCAGAGGCAAUCUUUCGCAAAUGACCCAACUAUUACUCACGCAGCCAACUUAAAGCCCGCAAAGUAUGACCACUCGAGCCUGCCGAGAAGCUUGCACGGCUCGGCCGCUCUUUUUGAAGUGAAUUCCUGCACUUCCAGCCUAAAGGAGGACAUCAAGAAUUCGGUCAACUUGAACCUGACAGUUCAGCCCGCAGCAGUCCAGUCAUGCCUCAGACCUUCAGUGCAGGAUGGUUUGCCUUGGUGCCCCACCCAGGGGAGAUCGAGAAAGAAACGGAAACCUUACACGAAACAACAAAUUGCCGAAUUGGAAAACGAGUUUCUCCUCAAUGAGUUUAUUAACCGACAGAAGAGGAAAGAACUAUCAAACAGACUGAAUUUAAGCGAUCAGCAAGUUAAAAUUUGGUUUCAGAACCGACGAAUGAAAAAGAAAAGAGUGGUAAUGCGCGAGCAGGCGCUUUCUAUGUACUAG
This is a messenger RNA of Lagopus leucura (white-tailed ptarmigan), 798 nucleotides long. RefSeq names its product homeobox D12 (gene HOXD12). NCBI's taxonomy places the organism in Eukaryota, Metazoa, Chordata, Aves, Galliformes, Phasianidae. Gene Ontology annotation, molecular function: DNA-binding transcription factor activity, RNA polymerase II-specific; sequence-specific double-stranded DNA binding. The transcript has 2 exons. The record is from RefSeq and is a predicted model, not a curated record. Gene Ontology annotation, biological process: regulation of DNA-templated transcription. Bases 1 to 798 code for a protein of 265 amino acids.